GCGCGCCCAAUCGUGGUGACGCUUUCGUCUAGCCGGGGACUCGUGGGGUAACUAGCAUUACGGAACCAGCACCAUGGCGUCGGGCUGCAAGAUUGGCCCGUCCAUCCUUAACAGCGACCUGGCCAAUUUAGGGGCUGAGUGCCUCCGGAUGCUAGACUCUGGGGCAGAUUAUCUGCACCUGGAUGCACCCUGCUCUGCAGUGAGGCAUUUUGUUCCCAACAUCACCUUUGGUCACCCUGUGGUAGAAAGCCUCCGAAAGCAGCUAGGCCAGGACCCUUUCUUUGACAUGCACAUGAUGGUGUCUAAGCCGGAACAGUGGGUAAAGCCAAUGGCUGUAGCAGGAGCCAAUCAAUACACCUUUCAUCUAGAGGCCACUGAGAACCCAGGGGCUUUGAUUAAAGACAUCCGGGAAAAUGGGAUGAAGGUUGGCCUUGCCAUCAAACCAGGAACUACAGUUGAGUAUUUGGCACCAUGGGCUAAUCAAAUAGAUAUGGCCUUGGUUAUGACAGUGGAACCUGGGUUUGGAGGGCAGAAAUUCAUGGAAGAUAUGAUGCCAAAGGUCCAUUGGUUGAGGACCCAGUUCCCAUCUUUGGAUAUAGAGGUCGAUGGUGGAGUAGGUCCUGACACUGUCCAUAAAUGUGCAGAGGCAGGAGCUAACAUGAUUGUGUCUGGCAGUGCCAUUAUGAGGAGUGAAGACCCCAGAUCUGUGAUCAACUUACUAAGAAAUGUUUGCUCAGAAGCUGCUCAGAAACGGUCUCUUGAUCGAUGAAAUCAUAAGGAAUCCAGAGUUUGUGUUCAUGAAAUCUUUUUACUGGAAAACAGGAAUAUUGACUACCAAAUCAUACCAGGUUGAGGCAAUGCUGCUUUUCUGAGCAAUUAUUCAUUCCAGUGAUUAAAAUCUAUUGUGCAGAAUGUUCUAAGAGGUUAGAAAUUGAUGUAUACAACAUUCUUUAGUGAUCCAAUUUAAAGGUUAGUGUGGUUAAAAAACUGUUCUAAUAGAAUUGAUUUUUAUAAAGAGUGAAAAUAUGGGCUAUAUUAAGGUUACAAAAAAGAAAUGUAUCAUAACGCCUAAAGUGGAUAGACGUUAGCUACUAUGAAAAAUUUUUUUCCAUGUUUUUAAAAAUAAUGUUCUAUUGUUUCACAGCUGUUUUCCAAAAGCAAAGGGAGCCCUUACAUUUUUCCUGUUUCACGUCAUUUGUGAUUUGUUUAUAUGCUUGAUAAUAUGAGUAGUGUGGAGCUAAAAAAUACAAGCUUGGGCAGGAUGGCAUACUGUGGUCUUGGAUCUGAACAUUUAUUUUUCACUUAUCACCUUAGAUUUGAUUAAUCAAAAACUGUAAAGGCAAUGUCCUAUGAAACCCAGGGGUUCUAAAAUGCAAGCAUAGAUUUUUAUUGAGAUGUUUUCUUUGUGAUUCUUUCCUAUUCCUGGUUUUCUUAAUCUCAUUCAGCAUUCAUAAGGACAUUAAAUAAAUGCUUUUGUAUUAGCCCUCCAUAGAUAAAAAGUAAAGCUUUGGGUAUUCAUUGAGUUGAAUCCUGACUCUGCCAUUCUAGCUGUUUGAUCUCAGCAAAUCACCCAACCUUUUCACACUUCUGAUUUCAUUUGUAUGUUGACUAUAAUAACCACCAAGCAGAGUUGAAUUGAAGAUUAAAAGAGAUAAUUGUUGAUAUACAGAAAGCUUCUAGUACUAUUUCCAGAAUUUAGAGGAUGCUCAGCACAAAGUAGUAGAUAGCAAUGUAAGUUUAUGUGAACAUGGGUUAUAAAGUACUUUUGUAUAAUCUUAUUAAACCUAUGUAUUACUCCUACAAAUGGCAGGACAGGUAUUUUGUUCUGUUUAAAAAAUGAAAUUAAAGCUCUGUGAUAGGCUGGUAUCAUGGAAAGAUCCAGUAUGACAUUGUAUUUCUGAUCUGUUCAAUCCCCCUGCCACACCCUGCCCCCAGAACCUUUGGGAAAUAGGUUAGGUAAAAGAAGCUUCUUUUACUUAAUUGUCUCAUUUCCAGUCAAUCUUUACUCGUAGUAGUUCCGAUGACUGAUAAAAAUAUGGAUUUAUAGAUCUUUACCCCAGGGAUAUAUAUUUUAUUCUUAGAAAGACCAAGUAGGCCAAGAGAUGAUGUAGUAGUGUUAAUCCAUAAACUCGGUAUUUAUAACUGUUCCCAGUUAUACAGAGAUUAGUAGGUAUCAGCUACUUCAUUCUUCUAAAUAUUCUCAGUGUAAUAAUUAUGGCACAAAAUAAUAGGAUCAGUAUCAUAAAAUUUCUUGAUGCUGCUGGGAGUUCUGAGAAAUGAAUUUCAAAAAAUAAGAACAUUGAUAACCUAUCCAUGUAAUAGAACUUGCUUAGGCUUUUUUUUCCUAUACAAGGUAAAAGUUGUACUUUGCCUUAGGAGAAGUUUAUGCCAUAAAUAGGUAGUAUUUAACCAAUCAUACAACACAAGGCAUAUAGAAAUAACUUUAAUUAAAAAACUUACAUAGAAGAUUAUAAUAUCAGACAAGACAAAGAUUUGAAUUUUUUUUGCCAGGACAACUUGUAUGUCAGGCUUUUUUUUUUUUUUUCUUUAAGAAUAAAUGUACAGUGAAACUAUAAGGAAAAGUUUUGUCAGUAUUGAAUUUGAAUUUUAUCCCCUUUUAUAGGGACCAGUAUAAUUUCCAUUCCUAAACAAAAACUUUGUGUCAAAUUUCAUAGUCUAGGCCAAAUAGUCAGGAUUUCAGUUAGAUGAGUGUUAUAACUUGAAUAACUGUUUUACAUGACCAAAUGAUUCAUACAAAUUGUCCUCAUAUUUCACAUAGGAAAAAAUAUAGUAUAAUAGCCUCAAAAUGUGCAAUCUCAGUAUCAAAUAUUGAAGUAUUGGCGUCUGAGAAGUUCUAAUUCGCAAUCUAGGAUGCAAGUCAGAAUAGACAUUUGACUGAGCUAUGACAAAGAAGGAUCAAAUUAGUUAGAAAUAUAACAGUAUUUCUAGACUAGAAUUAAACCAUUGUUUACAUUUUAUAAUGAAGGACUUUCCUGUUUAUUGCACAUUUUAAAUUGGUGUUUUCAAAGAUGUAUAAUUUUAAAGUGCGCCCAUAUAUAAUUAAUUUGCUUGUCUCAAUUCUGUUAGGAGUAACAGAAAGUAGCCUGUGGUCAGUCCAACAGAUAUCAUUGAUUUUAAAUAAAUUGAGUAUUUUAUUAUCUGUGAUAAGAAUUUCCACAAAUAACUUCUCUUGGUUAAACAUGUUAAAAAACAAAAAUAACUCCCUCUCCAUAGUCAAGACUUUCAAAAAAAAUUUUUUUUUAAUCAGAGGAAACACGUGCUUUAUAUUUAUUGCAGCUUACAUUUCAUAGGGCAAAUUGGUACAUGCAAUUUUAAGUGGAGUGGGUCACUGCCAGUGUAAUUUAAAAACCCCGCGCGUGCAUGCCCAUUUUAUAUGUAUAUUUGUAUAUUAAUAUAUUUUGAGGCAAUUUUAGUGAAUUACCAUGUGAAUAGGAAAGAAAAUAGCUCUCAUUUAAUGCAAGGGUGAGUGUGUGUAUGUUUGUGAUGUUAAAAAUUACCCAAUAAUGUGAUUUGACAUCAAAUUGCAGCAGUUAAUAUCUUGGUGCUUGUAAUUUAUAUGAUAAACACAGAUGCCUAGCAUUUGUCUAUAGGUUAAAAAGCUAGCUACUUCUGUGGUUCAAGAAGGUAAAGAAACAAUCUUGCCUGUUCCCCAUAAACAGCAUGAAAGGUAAAUACAUGCAGUACAUUCUGUUAUUCUGGAAGUAUGACCAGAGGUGGGUGGGAGAUCCAGAACAGGGCUAUUUUUUUCCCCUCCUGACUUCCCUUCAGUUACAUCAUUUUCUUCACCUGUUGCCUGUCACCUAUUUUUUUUAACAUUAGUAAUUCCUAGACCAAAGGCUUUAUACUCUUCUGUUCCACCUAGCUGUUUUUUGGGGUGGUGGCCAUUCUCUGGUGCGCUGGUACAGAUGACUUCAGCAUGGAAAGCUGUGCUUGACACCUCAGUCUGAUUGUUUUUAUCCUCUUGGCAUAAUAAAGCUGCCGUAUCUUCAUCCUUCAGUGGAAAAGACCGUCGUUCCCACCACAAAGACUAAAAGGGAAAACAUUUUCAGUUAAGUUUCAAAUAAUUUAAGUUCAUGUGUCAAGUAAUAUGUAAAUGUCAAAUAUAUACUAACUUAUUCUUUUAGCAAAUUUGGACAUAAAUAUCUCUCAAAGUGGGAUGUACUGAAAAUGUAAUGACUUUGGGGCAUUGUUUCACUUUGCUUCUGUCGGCAAGAGGAAAUGGCUGUCACAGGGGACUGGUCUUCAUUUUCAGCCUAAAGAGUAUUUUAGGAAAACCCCUUUCAAAGUGCUUUUUUAAGUUUAAUCUAUUUCUCCAAUAUCUUAAAUUUCCAUCCCAUUGUUAUUAAGAUACCUACUGACUUUUUUUUUCCCCUGAGUUUGCUGCAACUUGCCUAUUAAUUUCUAUAGUCUCCACUCUCCAUUCUAGAGCUGGUUCUUUCUUUUCAACACCUAUUUAUGAAGAAAGGUGCACAAAUGGAUGCAGUGUUAGAAAGCACUCCCCUUAAGGUAGGAACUGGAUCUAUGGGGAGACAAGUAAAAACUGUAAGAGGAGGAAGAGAAAUAGCAGUUAACAUUUACUAUGGCAGGUGCUAUUCUCCAUUAGUCAUAUUUAUUUUGUAAUGAAAACAUCUGUAUUACCUAACAAGUAGGUAGGUGGAAGUUGCUAAUGACAGAAUAGAAAAAAAAGGGAUUAUAGUUAGUGGCGGACUAGAGUGUUGCAAUACAGAUCUGAUUCUUAUUAUUCUAGAAUGAACUAUGCUGAAUUCAAUAUGUAGUGAUGAAAAAAUUUACAAUAAGCAAUUUCUACAUACACAAAAGUUAAGAGGCAAUUAAAGUCAUACUUACUGUGAUUUCUUGAUUUUCAUUUAAGGGUGAGCCAUGUGCAUAGAGAUCAUGGUGCUCUGAAGGAAGAUCAGGAGGACUUUCAGCAGCACAUUGCUGACCGCUACUGAAGUCAUUAGGGCAUUCUUUCAAAAGAAAGUCCUGUCCUUCAACAUUUUUACUGUAAGCCCUAGCAAGAAAAUAUUAAUUUCUUGAGAUCUUAACAUUUUAUGGCCAAAGGUAUCACUAAAUUAAACAUAGUAUCUUUGCUUUACAUAGUUCCACCCAAAAGAUUUUAAAAAUUCAUCUGUUACCUUUCUGGUGCUAUUACUUUCCUGUUUAAAACGCUUAAAUAUUUAGUCAAAUCAUAUUUACAUAUUUAUCUCAAAGGCUUUAUUAAAUAUUUAGCCAACUUAUAAUAACAGGUUUUAUUACUUGAUUUUCUUUUCUUUUUUUUCGCAAGACAAGAAACAGCAAUUGCUUGAUCCUAUAGUCUUUGAGUUCUUAGGGUAUUCUAUGAUUACUAUAAUGUCAUCCAUGAAUGUCUCAGUUCAUCUUUCCCUCUGUAUUUCUGGAAAGUUUUACCUUUGGAAUGUGGGAAAGGAUGAGAAUUCCAUAAUCUCAUCUAUAUUAGGAGAACUCUGAACACGGAUUUAUAGCAAGCCUGGAUAUCUUGAGAAAGGUAUUUUUAAUAGCAUUAAUUAAAUGAGAGAUGCCCCUUCACUGAAGUGACUGCUAUAUUUAACAUGAUCUUGUUUUUAUGAGUUUGGGAUAUAUUAAAAAUAAUCAUGUAAAUAUAAAACACUAGGGAUUCUUUCAAAUACAUAAUUAUUAAUUAUGUUUAUGAUUUAUUUUCCCUUCCCCAAAGGUUAGUCUGUGUUUUUUAAAAGUACUUUAGACUAUUUGCCUGUUACAUAAGACAGUUAUUCUUGAAUUUUUCUUUUAAAUCUUGCUAAUUUGGAAAUAGUUAUGUUAAAAUGGACUAUCUAAUUCUAUCCCCCAGUGUUAGGUCCACUGUUAGAGUAGAUUAAAAUGACAUACUUUAAAUGUAGAGAUACAGUUUAUAUUAUUUGCCAGUUAAAUCUAUUCCUCAUACUGAUAGAAAACCUGAGAAAUAGAGUAAAAUACAGAAACUCAUCUUAUCCUCAUGUACUUAGCCCAAUAUAUUUUUAAUACAGCAGUACAUGAAGUGACACACCAGUACGUAUACUUGUACAUGACUCACUGAUACAUCCUUAUGUGUUCUUUUUUAAUGGCCCCCCAAAAUUCAUGCAGAAUUUUUGUUCAUUCCACAUGGAUUCCAUGUUUUUGAGUUUUAAGUUUAAAAUACUUGCCUACUGUUUCUUCUAUGCCAUUUGCUUUGUUCCCAUAGUGACCACCUGGCUUGCUCUCUCUCUUCAUAUUUUUUGUGUCUUAGGGAGAAGACUUCAUCAGAAAGAUCUUCUAUCUGGAAUUAGCAAAAAAGAUUUUGCUUUUAUGGGAAACUUUCUGAACAGGUUUCAAAUGGUUCAUCUAGAGAACAGUAGCAAGCAGACUCUAAAAUGCAGUUUGUGUCAGUCAAGAGAAUGUUAGGAGAUUAGCUUCGAAUUCCUGAAAGGUGGGAGUCCAAAACUUUUAUCUUUUUACUCUUGGUUCACAUUUGAAGAUUUAUUGAGAUUGCAAAUGGGUAUGCUUUCCAUUAGCCACAGCUUGCAUGAAAUAAUCUUAGAGUUUUAUUCAUUCAGUUGGAUUUAUAUCGAUUUUUUGUUCUUUAUGGAGCACACAUUGUUCUAAGAAAAUGUCAAUGUCAAAGAAAAGUAAAACUGAUUGUAAGUCAGAAUUAAUGCCUUAUCUAGGAAUCUAACCUGGACAGGGUUAUAUUUAGGAAUUUGGGUUUGACAAGGAUCAUUCUGAAAUAGAAUGCAUUACAAGAGGGAAGGUCAUUAAAGGUAAGUUGUAGGGUAGCUGAAAAACAUGACAGGGCAUAGAAAUACCGUUAUUUCAUAGAAAUCAAUUAUCUGCUACAAAAUAUUGCUUUUAGAGACCAUCACGUUGACAUUAGUUUGGUUAUAUAUUAUUCCCUAUAUUCUUGUCCUAGUGUAAUUUUACCGAUAAAGAUCUAUAAACCCUUACCUAUAAUUCCAUAAUCCAAAAAUCUGAAAAAACAGAUUUUUCAUAUAAUCCAGUCUGAUCUGAAAUGGUAUCAGGCGGUUUUUAGUGUUUAUCCCAUUUGAUUACAGAACUACUAAUACUUGAUUAAUGUUAUAAGAACUGUUUAGGCUAGGUAUUACAAGAUACAUGUACCAUAUUAAAUUCCAAAGUUUUCCAAAUUCAAAUGCAAAUUGGUUCGGGCUGGGGUUGUAGCUCAGUGGUUGAACGUUUGCCUCGCAUGCAUGAGGCACUGGGUUGGAUCCUUAGCACCACAUACAAAAUAAAUAAAGAAAGAUUUUUUUUUAAAAAAGUAAAUUGUUUCUAAUAUAUUGAAAAUGGAAUUGUAGGAGUGAAUAUUGACAGUGUCUUUUUAUAAAAAAAGAAACAAGAUUAAUGCUGAGAGGAAUAUGUCUAUAUCAGUGUCAACUCAUAAAUAGCAUAUUUUACUUUUCCUCUAUUUCUUUAAACAUUAUCUUUUUGAAGUCAAAUUUGCACAGAAAUAUUUUUCUAUAGAAUUAAUAACCUUUUUGAAAAACUUGGUAAGUGAAAAAAAAGUCAGAUGUUCAAGGGUUUAUGUUUUCCUUUAUUUCCUUAAAUGUUAAAUUAAACAGGCUUCAUAAUAUAAAAGGUGUAAUUAUCUCAUUAAAUGAAAGGUAGCUUACCUCUUCUUCACGUAAGUUAUAUUCAUCCAAAGGCUGAAGAACAACCAUCCUCCAGCUGUUGAAGAUAUAAACCAGUUUCAAAUAGCUUUUAUCAAUUUCUCUAACUGUAGCUAUUUAUUCUUUUAAGCACAUUGUGAUUUCUUUCCUUGGGAUUUCCAUAAUUCAUGUGGUUCUAUCUUAAUACUUUGUUGUUUUUUUUUAAGAGAAAGAAUAUUCGUAUUACGAGGAAAAAAAAACAGGGAAGAUGAGUCUUUACUUUUGCCUUUACAGUGAGUGAAACCUCUUCUGUAUAGUUGGAUGUUACAUACAUGUACUGAUUUAAAAAUAAGUCAGUGGUAUGCUGAUAAACAACUUGACCAAAGAGAAGAAGGAAAAAAAGACCUGAUUUGUCGUUUCUGCCAAUUUCUUUGAUGAGAAAAUGCUUAGGGCCCCUUUUCAGCUACUAAUAGUUUAACCGACUUACAGAAUUCUGUAUUUAAUAGCCAGGUCCACCAGCUAGUUCCAGCCCACUACUGCAAAUGAAAAAACAUUGUUGCUACAGAACAAAUGAUAUUUCUAAUUUUUGUAGGAAAUUUCAACAGGCUUUUAAAAUAUGAAUUCUCAUAAUACCUCUUAGAAUACUAGACUUGCCUUAAUACCUCAAAGUAAUUAAGAUAAACUGAAAUUAAACUAGAGAUGGGUAGGCCUUAAUUGGGUAUCACCUGGCUCAUGUUUUGAUUUCUAGUCUUUUUAUGUCUACUUCUGUGCCAUAUUCAUAUUUUUAGGAACUGCUUUCAUCACUGCCAGAAAUUGGGCUAACCUGACUGCCAAUAGAAGCAGAUCUGCAUAUGGUAUUCAGGGACCUCCACAGUCUGGUUCUUUUCUAGGCUUACCUGCCUUUAUCAAUCUAUGCAAAACCUAUCUGGCUAAGCCUUACACAUUUGCCAGUCUACCUUUGUUAUAAUCUCCCUGUUGUAAAUACCAUAACUCCCUGUAUGUCUUCUCAGACCUUCCCAUGCAUCUUUUAAGUGUUUAUUGCUAACUUGGCCAAAUCAAAAUUUUAGUUUUGUUGUGACAGAUAUUACUGUCUCAUUUUGUGAAUACAUUAUUACAAAGGUAGUUGCUUUCUUUGAACUCUUGUACAUCUCUUAAGGCAAAUUUGUUUGUUUCUGUAGUUUUUCUAUCAGUAAAGUGCCUUUUAGUGCCAUUGUACAUAAUAGGAACCAAAAUACAAAUGAAUGAAAAAAACAUGACUAGAAUGCUGAAGUAAAUCAAUCUAGAAAUUCUCAGUUCUUAAUAAAAAGUAAGAAGUAAAGUUGUGAUACUCUGGCAGUUUUUCUUCACCAUGAGUAAUGUGAAGCUUUCUUUCACUAUUUUCCCUCUGUGGCUAUACAAGUAGGCCAGAAAGCAGGCUAGCAUUCUCCUCUCAGUUAAGAUUUCCACUUCACUCUGGAUUUAAGUUUAUUAAAGGAAGAGGAAAGAAUGUAAGGAUACAUACCUUGGAGUGAUAAUUUCCUUAUAUUGGAGUUUCUCUAACUUAGCUGGGGCUACUAAAGACAUGGGAAUCACAAUGUUAUCUAUGUCAUAAGAGCUCUCACUUCUUAACCUCCUUCGUGCCGUACUCUGCAAAGUAGAAUUAUGGUAAUGGUUUACAUACCUAGUUAACCUCUGGUGAUACAUUUCUUUCAUUAGUUUCAUAAUAAUCAUCUAUGUAAUUUUUGUAAAUUCAUUGUUCUCAAAUGUGACUAUAAAUUGUUAAGAAAACCAGUUAAGGAAGUAUGCCUAAACUGUUUUGUCAGGUUUGUAAUUUGUGUAUUUAUGUGCACAAACAUAUAUACUUAUUAUUAGGAAAGUUUGUGAAAUAUGUUUUGGUGAAACGUUUAGUAAAAAUUAUUAUUAUAGUCUUCA
Marmota monax (woodchuck) is the source of this 9521-nucleotide messenger RNA. RefSeq names its product ribulose-5-phosphate-3-epimerase (gene Rpe). The transcript is spliced from 7 exons. Gene Ontology annotation, cellular component: cytosol. Gene Ontology annotation, biological process: pentose-phosphate shunt; pentose-phosphate shunt, non-oxidative branch; carbohydrate metabolic process. NCBI's taxonomy places the organism in Eukaryota, Metazoa, Chordata, Mammalia, Rodentia, Sciuridae. The record is from RefSeq and is a predicted model, not a curated record. The coding region runs from base 74 to 769 and encodes 231 amino acids. Gene Ontology annotation, molecular function: D-ribulose-phosphate 3-epimerase activity; metal ion binding.